Messenger RNA from Colletotrichum destructivum, 1290 nucleotides. RefSeq names its product Putative arrestin-like protein. The transcript has a single exon. The record is from RefSeq and is a predicted model, not a curated record. NCBI's taxonomy places the organism in Eukaryota, Fungi, Ascomycota, Sordariomycetes, Glomerellales, Glomerellaceae. Bases 1 to 1290 code for a protein of 429 amino acids.
AUGGGAGAAGCCAGGUCGGUGGCUGCCAAGCUCAUCGGCAUACCGGCGAAGGAAGACAUGAACAUCUUUAUUGACCACCACUAUACGUCCAAGAUCUACACUUGCGGCUCCACCGUUUCCGGAAUUCUGAAGAUCGUUCCGCGAUGCGAUGUUCGAUUCGAUUUUGUCCAGAUCAACUUGCUUGGGAGCGCAGGCAUCCAUCGGGAACACAUCUAUGUCACAACCCACAGGACGCAUCUCUUCUUACGACUCGAUAUGCCGGUACCCGAGUCCACAUAUCCAACGCCAAGAUUGUACAGGGCCGGGACAGCUUACACAAUUCCCUUUAGAUUCACCGUACCUCACAAUCUUCCGGAAAACUCGUGUCGUCACCCAGUCGAGUCGGAUAGCAUACGGAGCCGCCAUCUCCAACUGCCGUCCAGCUUGAGGGGCUGGGAUAAAGACGACUUGUCUCCCGAGAUGACGAUUGUAAAAUACCUUGUCAGGGCCCAGGUACUCGAACUGAUUGGAUGCGAGGGAAAGAGGAUCCCCGUGGUGAAGAUGGAGGCAGAACAUCCUCUCAAUCUUCUAACGGCGUCACCCGAGGACCCCCCGAUGAUCAUCGCCAAGCACAACGUUCAUUUCGCGCUCGAAGAAACGAGAACCUUGCGGGGGAACAUACUCACAAGUUCCCCUGGCCGAAUUACCGCCAGAUCCUCGCAGCCGGAAGCCAUACGCCUCAAUGCGGACGGACACGGGGCCCGGGGAUCGUCCGUCCACAUCGAGUUCAUCUUCAAGCCGUCAACUGCAGAAGCGCUGCCCCCGGAAGUCACAGUCAACUCCACCAAGAUAAUGGCAUACACCUGGGGCUCGCUGCAGCCGAUUAGCAGCUUGCCAGACAUGGGGAGCGGCGUUGAGCCCUUUGUCCUGUCAACUCGGGUUGCCAUGGACUCUGUCUCGAUUGCAUCUUGGACAACACACGUCGACCCUCCUGACCGAGAGACGGCAGGGAAGAGCUACAGACAUGACUCUCCAGUUACGCACAAGACCUCGAUGAAGAUCAGCUUCAGGUUGCCGACCUCGACCCACGUCUUCCCGCCGACGUUCUACUCUUGUCUUCUCUCCCGGACAUACUGUCUCAAUAUAUGUUUGAGUGCUGGUGGCCGCCGACUGAGGCUGAUACUGCCGGUCCAGGUUGCCAUGGAGCCGCAAGCUGAGCACACGGAAAUGUCGCCAGACGAUGAACUACCCACUUGGCAGCAGGCAUGUGAAUCGAUUGCGCGGGGGGGUUACGCGGACGCCGUUGUUUAG